Gloeophyllum trabeum ATCC 11539 is the source of this 495-nucleotide messenger RNA. RefSeq lists its product as uncharacterized. Lineage: Eukaryota; Fungi; Basidiomycota; Agaricomycetes; Gloeophyllales; Gloeophyllaceae. The transcript has 2 exons. The coding region runs from base 1 to 495 and encodes 164 amino acids. The record is from RefSeq and is a predicted model, not a curated record.
AUGGGUCGCGAUUGGAUGGUGAAAGCAGCAUUCCCGACGCCAGUUGUCAGGGGGGGCGGGGGCGGUCGUACAAGCCCUGGGAAUUGCAGCAACGGUAGAACCAGACAGUCCAAUACUCGUCAGACACCAGCCGUUCAAGCAUCCGCCCAUCGAAUACCAGUCAUCCCGACGCCGCCUCCUCAAACGGCAGCCAGGCAGAAUACCAGUCAACCCAACGCUGGGCAGUCCAGUACUAGCGGGACACCAAUGAUUCCAGCAUCAGCCCACCAGACAACAGCCGGACACGAGUCAGCCCUGUACCCGGCAGUCCAGUACUCGCCAGACGCCAACCGUUCCAGCAUCCGCCCAUCGAACACCAGUCAUCACCAUGCCGGCUCGUCGAACGGCAGCCAGGCAGUCCACUACUGGCCAGCCGAAGGCCAGCCUGCGAGACACCAGCCAUUCAAUCUGUUGGCGCUUGAGGCGCUUGAUAGGGCGCGGGCAAAGCGCCGGUAG